CACCUUUGGCCUUCAUAGAAAUUUAGCUUGACCCAUCUUUGGCAGAAGGAGUGCAGCUCUUUGGCUCUUUACUCUGAUCAGCGGCUCCACUGUAUCAAGUAAAAGCUCACUUAGAGCUUAACACAUUCCAGUUACUUUCUGCAGUGUUUUCAGGGUUGCUCUGAAGAUGCAGAGUAAUCAUGUGUUCAAGGGUGACAAGGCCUGGCACUCAUUAAGUGACGACAGAGAUGAUGAAGAGAAGCAGAGUCCCCGACAGCUGCUGCCAUCACAGCUAGGAAAAGAAAAGAGAAUGAAAGCCUAUCUAAAGAGUGCCGAGGGCUUUUUUGUCCUGAAUAAAAGUACCACAAUUGGGAAGCAUGAGGAUUCAGACCUUGUUUUGGAGUCGGCAGACAUCGACAACCACCACGCGCUCAUUGAGUUCAACGAGGACGAGGGCAGUUUCGUUCUUCAGGACUUCAAUUCCCGCAACGGCACGUUCGUCAACGAGUGUCACAUCCAGAACGUGGCUGUGAAGCUCAUCCCGGGGGACAUCCUGAGAUUUGGAUCCGUGGGACUGACCUACGAGCUGGUCAUUGAGAAUCCACCCCAGGUCUCUUUCCCCUGGGUGAGGGGCCCAGCAGCCUGGCCGAGGCCACAGCCGUCCCGGAUCUCCCAGCAGCCGAUCCCGUCGCCUUCGCCACCGCUCAACGUUUUCUACCAGGGCAUCCGGCCAGUGCCCCUGCAGAGGAGCUGGUCCCAGGGCUUCCCCAGGCCCUCCGUAGUCCCCCCCGCCCACCAACGGCCCGUGAGCGCCAGCGGAAAGAUGUUCUCCUUCGUGGUGGACAGCAGCCACAAGUCCCCCCUCCUCAAGCAAGUGUGGACGGGCCCCGUGGAGAUGCCGGAGCACGCCAUGCCGGAGGGUAUUCCUGGAGCCGUGCCUCCCCCGGAGAUCUUCAUGGAUCCGGACAUGGUCCAGCAGGACAAGGAUGAGAUCAUCCUGCUGCUGGGGAGAGAGAUCAGCCGCCUUGCAGACUUUGAGAUCGAAUCCAAAUACAAAGACGCGGUGAUCGCCAACCUGCAGAACGAGGUGGCCGAGCUCAGCCAGAAGCUGUUGGACAGCGUGGCCUGCAGGCAGGGCGACAGGGGCGCCGCGCACAAGUGCGAGUGUCUGGACGAGGGCGCGGACGACAAGCAGAAGGAGAUCCAGAGCUUGAAGCAGCAGAUCGAAGUCCUUCAGAAGGGCUACAGCCAGAUGCUGUGCAAGACGCUGUCCGAGCGGAACUCCGAGAUCACAUCCCUGAAGAAUGAGGGCGAGAACUUAAAGAGGGACCACACCAUCACGGCAGGAAUGGUGACAUCUUUGCAGCAAGACAUCUUGGUGAGGACUGAGCAAGUUCAACAGCUGAAGGAGGAGGUGAAUCAGCUGAAGAGUCAGAACAAGGAGAAGGAGCACCAGCUCGAAGCCCUGAACUCCAGGUGCUCGGCACUGAAUGAAGAGCUGAAAAAGGAAAGUUCCCAGAAGGAGCACAGACAAGCCCAAGAGAGAGAGUUAAAACACUGCAAAAGCCAAAUCCAAGACAUGGAGAAAGAAAUGAAGAUGCUGAGAGAGGAGCUGAGGAAGAACUGUUCUGAGCAGAGCAUGAUCUAUAAGACUCUGCGGGAAAAGAGCAAGGUGGAAGAGAAACUUCAGGAGGACUCCAGAAAGAAAUUGCUUCAGCUGCAAGAAAUGGGGAACAGAGAGAGCCUGAUAAAGGUCAAUUUGGAAAGGGCCGUAGGUCAGCUGGAGCAGUUCAGAAGCCAGAUCAUCAAGGCCACCUACGGGCGGGCGAAGCCAAGCCAGGACAAGACCAUCACGGACCAGCAGCUGAUAGAGAAGAUCACCCAGGUCACCGAGGACAACAUGAACUUCCAGCAGAAAAAGUGGACGCUGCAGAAGGAGACCCAGCUGAACAACUCCAAGCAGGAGGAGCUGGCGAAGAGCCUGGAGAAGCUGAAGGCGUCGUUGGACAGCUGCCAGGCUUGCUUGAAAAUGCCUUGCUGCAGCGGCGACCUGAAAAGGGAGGUGGACCUUCUCCAGCACCUUCAGAUGAAUCCACCUGUCCUGGGGCUCCAGAAGGUGACCCUGGACAUCUUGAGCCACUCACUGUCCUGGCUGGAGGAGACGGAGCAGCUGCUGAAGGACCUCGGCAUCCAGCUACCCAGCUCCGAAAAAGGGUUCUCUUUGUACCUGAUGUAUCUUCUGGAACAUUAUAAAAAAAUCAUGGGCCAGACCCAGGAGCUGGAGAUCAAGAUCAGCAGCUCUCAGGAAACCCACCAGUUUCUGCUGCAAGAAAAGCUGCAGGAGCAUCGGGCAGAAAAGGAGAAGCUGAACGAGGAGAAGCUGGCGCAAGAGGAGAAGCUGAAAGGCAAAAUCAGGCGGCUGGUGGAAGAGAAGACGGCCCUGGAGGAGAGCAGUGCUCAGGAGAAAAGCAGAGCCAGGGAGGCCCUGCAGGAGGAGCAGCGGAGGGUCCAGGAGCUGGAGGACCACCUCGCCCGCCAGAAGGAGGCUCUGGACGACCGCCUCGCUCAGGAGAGACGCAGGUCCAUGGAGGUCCUGGAGGAGAAGGAGAGGAGGCUCGAGGAGCUGGAGGGCUGCCUGGCCCGCCAGAAGGAGGUUUUGGAGAGCAGCAUAGCCCACGAGAAGAGGAAGGCCAAGGAGGCCCUGGAGUCGGAGCGACGGAGGGUGCAGGACCUGGAGAACCACCUGACCCAGCAGAAGGAGAUCUCAGACAACAGCAUCGCCUACGAGAUUCAGAAGGCCAAGGAGGCCUUGGAGAAGGAGAAGAGGAAGGUGCAGGACUUGGAGAACCGCCUGACCAAGCAGAAAGAGGAAAUAGAAUUAAAAGGGCAAAAAGAGAACUCUUUAAAUAAUAAAUUAAGUGAUGCACUGGCCAUGGUAGAAGAGAUUCAGCAGAUCAAGACAGCCGAAGGCCUCAGAGCAGAGAGCCUCUCCCUGAAGCUAAAUGAGUCCUUAGCCGAGCUGGAAACUGCCAAGACAAAGCUGAUCAUGAUGGAGGAGCAGAUAAUACUACAGCAACUGACGGUAAAGAGCCUGCAAGACCAGAGGGAAACCCAGAAACACGGAUUCGAAGAGGAAAUCCAAGAAUACAAGGAGCAGAUCAAACAGCACUCACAGACGAUUGUGAGCCUCGAGGAGAGACUCCAACGAGUGACCCAGCACCAUAAGAAAAUAGAAGAAGAGAUUGCAACCCUGAAGGUCAAUAACCCAGCUGAAGAGGCAGAAUUGCCGGAAGAGCUUCCCGUGGCCACCCCAUUGGAGAACAGUACCAAAGAGACGGCGUGCGACCACCUGAUAGAUGACUUACUGGCUGCUCAGAAGGAAAUCCUGUCCCAGCAGGAGGUCAUCAUGAGGUUGAGGAAAGACCUUAACGAAGCCCAUGGCCGAAUGUCAGACCUGAGAGGGGACCUCAGCGAGAAGCAGAAGAGGGAGCUGGAGCGGCACAUGACCCUGGUCCAGCAGCAGAGCAGGGAGCUGUGCAUGCUCAAGACAAAGCUGGCGCAGAUGAGCACCCUGGUGGAGAAGAAGGACCGGGAGCUCAAGGCCCUCCGGGAGGCACUCAGGGCUUCCCAAGACAAACACAAAUUCCAGCUGAGCAUGGAGAAGGAGGAGAAAGCCAAGAACGCCACCCAGAAGUGUGACAUCUCUGUGCAGAUUGAGCCCAUGCACCCCAGUGUUUUCCUGAGCAGUCAAGAGGAGCAGUCUUUCAGUGACCUGGGGGCCAAGUGCAGAGGGUCCCAACACGAGGAAGUCAUUCAGCGACAGAAAAAGGCCCUGUCAGAACUCCGAGCGCGAAUCAAAGAACUCGAGAAGGCCUGCUCUUCCAAUUGUAAGGACCACCUGAACGAAUCGUUCCUGGAACUAAAGACGCUCAGAAUGGAGAAAAACGUCCAGAAAAUAAUAGUGGACACAAAAUCCGACCUGCCAACUCCCUCCAGAAUAGAGAUCCACGCGCUUCCGGCUGGAGACUCCCAUGAUGGAGGGUGGAGCGGUCGUCUCUCUCUCUCCUUCCAGGACAGCCUUUCCAACUCAGACACCAGCUCCGCCCUGGAGAAGUCAGACAAGACGGAUGUCACCGAGGCUUUGGAUCUCAGUGAAAGACUGUACCUGGACAUGAGCAGGACUCUGGGAAGCCUGAUGAACAUCAAAGACAUGUCGGGUCACGUGUCCAUGAAACACCUGUCGGCCAAAGAGAGGGAGAAGGUCAACCAGCUGCGACAAAGGGACCUGGACCUGGUGUUUGACAAGAUCACCCAGCUCAAGACCCGGCUGCAGAGGAAAGAGGAGCUGCUGAAAGGUUACGAGCAGGACGUGGAGCGGCUCAGGCAGAGCAAAGUGUCCGUCCAGAUGUACCAGUCACAGGUAGCCAAGCUGGAGGACGACAUCUACAAAGAGACGGAGGAGAAGGCCCUGCUGAAGGAGGCCCUGGAGCGCACGGAGCACCAGCUGAGCCAGGAGAAGAGGUUCAACAGGGCCAUCCGGCAGCAGAAGGAACAUUUAGAGGAUCCUGAAAACAGAAAUGCAAAAGACUCAGCACCUUGCAACUGUUCCUUCAAAGAGAAUCAGCGGCAGGUUGGAGCCAAAAAAGCCACCUCAAAGAUGGACCAAGAAAGAGAGAUGAAAAAAGAGACAUCCAGCAAAUCCAGCCAGAGCCUGUUGUUUUCUAAGCCUGGUGGAAGGAACUAGAGCAAUGUCGUCUCACCCAGACUCAUGUGAUUCUCCGUGAGUCGGUUUGACUCCUCCAUGUCAAAAUAUUAAGACGUUUUAUGUAGGACUUUCUAGACUGGUAUUUUGCACAGUAUGUAUUUGAGAGUGUGUAGGGGGGAACAGGGGUUCUUUUUUUUUAAUAACUAUGAAUAUGUACAAACUCAGGUAUGUGAAAGUAUGUUUGUAACCUAGACUCCUCAGUCUGGUAUGCACAAUUUCCCAGUUUCACAUUUGAGUCAUGACAUCACACCCCAAAGGAGCUCUGGGAGACCCAUAGUGGAGAAAAUCCAAGACUGUCACUGGAGUCAGGCAGAAGGGGAAGCUCAGGGCUCUUGGGCCAGGCCAUAGGGAAUUGAGCUGACUUUAUUGUAAUAAAUUUAGAAUGCCCAUCAGUUUAAUUGCUUCCAUAAUAACAACUAACAUUCCUAUGGCACUCUCUGCAAUUUUCAAAACUCUUUUUAAAUCCUUCCUGGGCCCAAGGAGGUCAAGAAUAUUGUGCUCCCUGUUUUGUAGCUGAGAAGCUGACCAAUGGGGGUUCAAAGACCUGCCUAGAAUCCCACAGCUUUAAAUUCAGGAACUGGUCUUGAACCCGAAUUUCUAAUUCCAUCUCAUCCUGUCCAUUCUGCCACACCGAGAUGGCCCAGUGGUUCCAGUCCCAGACCACAAGGACAGACCAAGUUCCCAGAGAACACACACUGCCCAGGAGGCCGCACCGCCCUCGCCUGGUGUUGGGAGGGACCCUCCUUGCCCAGGCUCCGUCUCUGCUUCUCCCAUGGCCUGCUUUCUCUCUGUCCACCUGUCCUCUCACCGCUUUCCUUGUGUUGGGGGAAGGGGAAGAACCAGAAGUCAUGAGUAGGAUUGAUUCUAUAGAUCUACAAUAAAAAUAUUUUUUAUGUUU
This is a messenger RNA of Ictidomys tridecemlineatus (thirteen-lined ground squirrel), 5642 nucleotides long. Lineage: Eukaryota; Metazoa; Chordata; Mammalia; Rodentia; Sciuridae. The record is from RefSeq and is a predicted model, not a curated record.